ACACACGCUACAUAAGCCAGACACUUCCUGGUUGCUGCAUUCGUGUCGACUGUCCAGAGUCCGCGAAUAAAGCAGCUAAGGAUUAAAUCAGCUAAGGACUAAAGCAGCUAAGGACUAAAUCAGCUAAGGACUAAAGCAGCUAAGGACUAAAGCAGCUCACCUGCAGCAGCCGCAUUCCUGCACCUUUGUUCAGACAUGUCUCGUUACAGCUUUGGACUGGAGCCGCUCUCCUGCCACACCUGGAACAGGGACAAAACACAGAUUGCAGUGAGUCCCAACAACAACGUGGUGAACAUUUAUGAGAAGAGAGGAAGAGAAUGGAGUAAAAUCCAUGAGCUGAACGAGCACAGUGGAAGAAUCACAGGAAUUGAUUGGGCACCUGUGUCCAAUCGCAUCGUGACGUGCGCCUCGGACCGUAACGCUUACGUGUGGACUCUGAAGGACGGCUCCUGGAAACCCACCUUGGUGCUCGUACGCAUUAACCGUGCUGCUACCUGUGUCAGGUGGUCACCUAUGGAGAACAAGUUUGCUUUGGGCAGCAGCGCUCGACUCAUCUCCGUCUGCUACUUCGAGAAGGACAACGACUGGUGGCUGAGUAAACACAUCAAGAAGAACAUUCGCUCCACCGUCCUCAGCCUGGAUUGGCAUCCAAACAAUAUCCUGCUUGCUGCUGGCUCUGCAGACCUCCACUGCAGGAUCUUCUCCACCUACAUCAAAGACAUCGAGGACAAACCAGGACCGAGUUCUUGGGGUUCCAAGAUGCCUUUUGGGGAGAUGAUGCUGGAGAAGAAGGACUGUGGGGGAUGGGUGCACAGCGUGUCUUUCUCCCCAAGUGGGGACCAGCUGGCCUGGGUGGCUCACAACAGCAGCAUCAGUGUGGCCGAUGCCACCAGGAACAAGGAGACCAGUCAGCUGACUUUAAACACUCUUCCACUGCUCAGCAUCCUCUAUGUAGGCCCCACCCACAUUGUUGCUGCUGGGCAUGACUGCUGUCCUUACCAGUUCUCCUACAAAGGAGCAGGUGCUCUGGAGUUUGUCAAGAAGCUAGACAUUCCAAAACAGUCUACCAAAAGUGGCGUUUCAGCAAUGCAGCACUUCAGGAACUUGGACAAGAAGGCGACUGACGACGACAGCAGCAACGAGUUGGGCACGCUUCACCAGAACAGCAUCACGCAGCUGUGUGCUCUAAAGGGAACAUCCACUGUGGACAAGUACAGCAGUGUGGGUCUGGACGGAGCCAUGGUCAUCUGGGAUGUUAAGCCCUGAAAUAAAGACAGCGGUGGUCCUGCUUCGACAAAUGAAUACUGCAAUACUCCAACACCACAGUACUACAGUAAUACAGUACUACAGUACCUUGCUGUGGAUUACAACUGCAGUAUACAAUUGGCUUUGAUGAAGUAAAAUGUGAUCACAAAUUGUCAAUAAAAACUACAUUUGAAACAA
Nerophis lumbriciformis (worm pipefish) is the source of this 1443-nucleotide messenger RNA. RefSeq names its product actin-related protein 2/3 complex subunit 1A-A. Lineage: Eukaryota; Metazoa; Chordata; Actinopteri; Syngnathiformes; Syngnathidae. Gene Ontology annotation, cellular component: Arp2/3 protein complex; actin cytoskeleton. The record is from RefSeq and is a predicted model, not a curated record. Gene Ontology annotation, biological process: Arp2/3 complex-mediated actin nucleation. Gene Ontology annotation, molecular function: actin filament binding.